Messenger RNA from Penicillium verrucosum, 2481 nucleotides. Its product is annotated as tRNA ligase. The record is from RefSeq and is a predicted model, not a curated record. Gene Ontology annotation, cellular component: nuclear inner membrane. NCBI's taxonomy places the organism in Eukaryota, Fungi, Ascomycota, Eurotiomycetes, Eurotiales, Aspergillaceae. The transcript has a single exon. The coding region runs from base 1 to 2481 and encodes 826 amino acids. Gene Ontology annotation, biological process: tRNA splicing, via endonucleolytic cleavage and ligation. Gene Ontology annotation, molecular function: RNA ligase (ATP) activity; GTP-dependent polyribonucleotide 5'-hydroxyl-kinase activity; phosphoric diester hydrolase activity.
AUGGCGACUCAAGAUCCACACGUCAUCUCACAGCUUGUGAAUACCCUGGAGACCUCUUGCAAGGCCAAAAAGAGCGAGACAAAGUACACCUGCAAAAAAAGCACCUUUGCCCUGGCCAAUAAUGUGACCGUGGACUCUUGGAAGUUUCAUGACUGGGACUACAAGCAUGCCGGUCUACCAACAUAUGCACGGGGUCUUUUCACCACUAAACGGAAAGACAACGUUCCUGAAAUCGUGGCGCGUGGAUACGACAAGUUCUUCAACAUAGGCGAGGUAAAGGCCACGGAAUGGCACAAGAUCGAGAAAAACACAAAGGGUCCCUAUGAGCUGAGCGUGAAAGAGAAUGGAUGCAUUAUUUUCAUCUCGGCUUUGGAGGACGACAAAUUGCUGGUCUGCAGCAAACACUCGACUGGACCCCGCGAAGAUACAUUAGUUACCCACGCACAGGCAGGAGAACGCUGGGCGGAACGCCAUGUCUCGUCCGUGAAUCGACAUGUUAAAGACCUGGCCCGAAAGCUGCGCGAGAUGAAUGUCACAGCCGUUGGAGAACUCUGUGAUGACAGUUUUGAGGAGCAUGUCCUGGCCUACGACGAAGCUUCUUCAGGCAUUUACCUUCACGGUCUCAACUAUAACCAGCCUGACUUUAAGACGAUGUCGUGUGAAGAUGUGCACAAAUUUGCUGACGACUGGGGUUUCAAGAAGGCCAAGUUCGAGGUCUUCGAUGACAUUUUCAGAGUGCGGGGUUUCCUGGAAGGAUGCGCGGAGACAGGAAUGUGGGAUGGACGUGAGACCGAGGGCUUCGUCAUCCGAUGCCAGCUGAGUGACAACGGCACCGAGCCCUACCGGAAUUGGUUCUUCAAGUACAAGUUCGACGAGCCGUACUUGAUGUACCGCCAGUGGCGUGAAUGCACCAAAGCCGUCAUCGGAGGGAAACACCCCAAGAUCAGGAAGCAUGAGCAGAUCACCGAAGAAUACUUGCAGUUUGCUCGGCGGGCUCUGAUGAAGAACCCUCACAUGGCAGAAGAGUAUAUGAAAAACCACGGUAUUAUCGCUUUGCGGGAGCAGUUCCUCAAGGAACGAGGCUUGAAUGGAGCCGAGAUUAUCGCUCUAGAGGCUGAAAAGCAGAGCGAUCCGCGGGAGACCAACAAAAAUGUUAUCCUUGAACCGAUUGCCUCGCUGGGAUGUGGUAAGACGACAGUCGCCUUGGCUUUGGUUAAACUCUUCGGAUGGGGACAUGUUCAGAACGACAACAUUCCUAAACAGAGGAACAAGCCAAAGAGGUUCGCCUUCGACGUCAGCCAUGCUCUAGGAGAGCACAGUGCCGUUAUCGCCGAUCGCAACAACCAUCAACGGCGCGAACGUAAGCAGCUCAUGGACGAUAUCUACCCCGUAAUUCCGGAUGCGAAGUUCGUCGCUCUGCAUUACGUCCACGAGCCCAAGGCAGACAUGCUCCCCGCCAUCCGAGAAGUCACUCAAAAGCGUGUGCUAGAGCGUGGCGACAACCACCAAUCCAUCCGGGCUGGCACCAACGUCCAGUCAGAGACUGUCGGAAUCAUGGAGGGAUUCCUCGACCGCUUCGAAAGCGUCGACACCACACGCUUGCCAGAUGAGAACUUCGAUCACGUCAUUAACCUCGACGUGUGCGCCUCGUCUCGUGAGAACCUCGAGACAGUUGUCAAAGCCCUCCACGCCGCCUACCCCCGCCUAGUGUCAACCAUGCCAACGGCAGCAGAUCUCGACCAAGCCAUCGACACGGCCCUAAAUGACUACAAGGUGACAAAGGAUCUCAGUCACAGCUACGGGUCCGCACAAAGGACGAGAGUUAAAAAGCCCAAAAACAAAGACAACAACGCUCUCAUCGCCGAACUAACGGACUCUCCCUUCUUACCACAAGCCCUCGCUAAAAAGAUUGAAUACUUCAACAUCUCCCUCCCAACAAAUGAGGUCACCUCACUCCUCCGCUCCCUCUUUCCGCCAACCACAUCCCCUGAAACAGCCCGUCUCUACAACCAACUCAUAAACUCCCGCCGCCUCCAGCCAACCUUCCACGUAACCCUCAUCCACCGCGCCUCGAAGAAGGACAAUCCAGAGAUCUGGGACCAGCUAUCCACUCGCUACAUCGACACCCAGACCAAAAACCCCGUCGAAGACCCAAUCCAGUACACGCCGACUCUAGGCUCUGCGCGCGUGCGCAUCGAGCGCCUUAUCUGGGAUAACCGCAUCAUGGCCUUUGUUGCGCGUAUCCUGCCUGCUGAGGGUGUCGAGUCGGUCGAGUCUGAGUGGCCGUGCGCGAACCCUAUCCCGCAUAUCACGGUUGGCACCGCGGCGCCGGAUGUUAAGCCGAAGGAGAGUAAUGAUUUGCUGAAGCGGUGGGUUGAGAUUGGCUCUGGAGGCGAUACGGGGAUUUACGAGACGGAGGUUGAAGGUGUUAAGGUUGUUGAUGGUGUUGUUGGCUUGGUUAUGAGCCGGGGAAAGUAUUGA